Molecule: messenger RNA, 1655 nt
Organism: Phodopus roborovskii (desert hamster)
Lineage: Eukaryota; Metazoa; Chordata; Mammalia; Rodentia; Cricetidae
Gene: CUNH9orf40
Product: chromosome unknown C9orf40 homolog
Exons: 2
Coding region: 85-591 (168 amino acids)
Source: RefSeq, a predicted model, not a curated record
CCUGCCGCCCUCGGGGCGCCCUAGCCCGCAGCUCCGUGCCGCCCUCCCGCCGGCCGGCACCCGCGUGCCGCCCAUCCCCGGCCCAUGGCCAAGCGGCGUGCGGCUGAGCCGCUCACGUUCCGCGUGCCUUGGAAGCGGCUCUUGCUCAGCGACUUCCCCGAGGAGCCGCCGCUCUGGGUCCCGCCAUCCGGGGCGGCUCGGUCCCGCAAACGUCAAGGGGACGCGGGAACCAUGGCGGAGCCUGCGGCUGCGCCCCGCAAGCGACGCGGCUGCGGGGACGACGGCCAGGAGCGGCAUGGCCGCGGCCUGGAGCCGGGAGAGCCACCUCCCGGCGAGCAGGAGGAACUCCGGGGCGGCCGAGCUCCGGGCGGCGGCGACGGGGCGGGGAGCGCGGGCAGCCCGCGGGGAUCCGACAGGGCGCACCUGCAGCCCGAUGAAGAGUUUUGGCAGUAUAAUACAUUCCAGUACUGGAGGAACCCUCUGCCACCCAUUGACCUGGCGGCUCUUGAAGAUGUGAGCGCAGUUGCAGACAGCCUGACACAAACACUUCGGGACAAGAACGAAGUAGUUGAGAUUGACAUGGAGUCCUGACAGGAGGAGCUGAAGAAGCAGGGUUCUUUGAAUCUGAGAGAACUAAAGGAAAUGUUAUUUCCCAUACUUGACAUGAUACUGUUAUCAAACCUGAAAAAUGAGGAAGAGUUUGAGGCUAAAUACUUGUAAUUACUACUGAAUGUCCUAAUGGAGAUUUGUUAAGGAUAUAGUGUAGCUGGGGGCAAAAUACUUUGUGUGUGCAUUUUUAAUGAAAAGAGUUUUGUUCAUGCUCUAACUUGGAAGAUGCUUAUCUUGGAAAAGGAGGUGUUGGCAGUUUUAGAGGAAGCACUCAGCUCUUCCUCUUGUGCUCUGUCCAAAGCCCCUCUGCACCAGAAAGCUUAUUUGUGGUAUGUGGAUUGAAUGCAUUUUUAUGACUGAUGGUAAGAAAAUACUUUCUAGUACAUUUUAUUGGCUCCUCUUGGUUGAACAAACAGACUUGACUAUCUAUGCAAAAUUAAAAUGUGAGCUUGUUUCUUAAAGCUAAUAUUGUUUUUAAGAGAGUGUAAAUUUAAACUAGUGAGACUUUCCAUUUGGGUAGCUUGUUUUAACUUUCAGUAUUUGCUGUUUAUUAAAAUACUAGCUGCAAUGGAUGCAGCCAAAAGAUGUAUAAAGAACAAUAAGAAGUAGAUGCCUGCCCUUCCCGCCCUUUGCCGAGAUAAAAGGAAAGAAAGGAUACAGUCAGUAUAUUGAUUUCUGGUUUGAGCACAGUUUUAUUGUUGAUUAUUUAGACCCACAUUUCUCCACACUGAUAGCACUUUACCAGUCUGCUUGAGCCCCAUCUUAGAGAUUUCAUUCAGUUAUUUGAAGGUGGGCUUUGCUCAUAGUUUUUUUUUUGUUGUUGUUGUUGUUGUUGUUGUUUUUGGCUCCAAGUCUGUAUUCCUGUAUUGUGCAGAGCUGCCAGAACUACUAGGCUAGUCGUUUUCCUGUUUAAAGGAGAUCGCUGGUGUGAGCUGAAGCAAUACCUGUUGAGUAGUUUUGUCUUUAAUUUGUUACAUUAUUAAAUCUGUCACUACUAAGUUAUUGUGUUACAGUUUUAUUGUUAAUAAAGUACACUGUUUAUGCUU